Ogataea philodendri is the source of this 276-nucleotide messenger RNA. RefSeq lists its product as uncharacterized. Lineage: Eukaryota; Fungi; Ascomycota; Pichiomycetes; Pichiales; Pichiaceae. Gene Ontology annotation, cellular component: ribosome. Gene Ontology annotation, biological process: translation. The record is from RefSeq and is a predicted model, not a curated record. The transcript is spliced from 2 exons. Bases 1 to 276 code for a protein of 91 amino acids. Gene Ontology annotation, molecular function: structural constituent of ribosome.
AUGUACAGAACAAAGAAGGUUGGAAUCACCGGAAAGUACGGUGUCAGAUACGGUUCUUCUUUGAGAAGACAGUGUAAGAAGCUCGAAGUUCAACAACACUCCAGAUACGACUGUUCCUUCUGCGGAAAGAAGGCUGUCAAGAGAGGAGCCACUGGUAUCUGGACCUGCAAGUCUUGUAAGAAGACCGUUGCUGGAGGUGCCUACACUGUUUCCACUGCUGCUGCUGCCACUAUCAGAUCCACCAUCAGACGUCUGAGAGAGUUGGCUGAGGCAUAA